AUGAUUAAAUAGUUUUUAGCUUUAACAAUCAAAAACUUUUACCUUUGGAAAAGAGAUUUAAAAGGAACUCUUUGUGAAGUUUUAAUACCAGUGAUAUUUAUUUUUAUCUUAUACAUUCUCAAAGCUGUUUCAAGUACCUACUAAGUACCAUAAACAAGCUAUUUAAAUGAAGCAAUAACAUUAACGCCUUAAUGGGAUCCUUCUUUAAUUUCUAAUGGCAUCUACAGCACAAUCAAGAACUGCUCUGAUCCAGAUAAUGGAGGAAAAAUAGGUAUAACACCAAAAAUCCCUUUAACUCUGCAACUUUAGUAAAUUUUGGAAAAUUAUCCAGGUAUUUAGGUACAGUUUUUUGACAGUGUUGAUUUAUUUAAUGAUCAUAUAACUUCCAGCGGAUAUCCUAUCGAUAAUCCACCUCAAAUAUGUUUGGGAAUUCUCUUUGAUAAAUGGCAAAAUGGUGCUUAUAGUUACACAAUAGCCUAUAAUAUGUCAACAACUAAUGAUCUUCCAAUGGAUUAUAUAACUGAUUUUAUUGACUUUGAAUAAAAUAGCCAAUUUGAUGAAUAUAUUAACACAGGGUUUACAAGAAUAGUUAAUUGGAUUGAUAACAUUAUCUUAUAGUAAGAAAGUGGAAAUAAUAAUCUGUAAAUUAUUCCAUAAAUAACAAUCAUGCAAACAGAGAGUCAUUAAAAAUCAGAUAUGUACUCUUACUUAGGAAAUUUUAUGAAUAUUUUCAUAAUCAUUCCUAUGAUUGUGCCUUACUUAAGAUUAUCAUCUCGAGUGCUUCAUGAAAAAGAAUACCGCAUAAGAGAAGGUAUGAUGAUGAUGGGGUUAGGAAGAUUUGCAUUCUACUCUAGUUGGUUCAUUAGUUAUUUGAUCAUUUUUACUUUGAUUUCAUUCAUAGUUACAGUUGCAUUCAAAAUUUAUCUUUUCACAGUAGCUAAUUUUAAUGUGAUUUUUACCAUUCACUGGUGCUUUUCUCUCUGCCUUCUCACUCAGAGUAUGUUUAUCACUGUAUUCUUCCACAAGCAGAGAACUGGAAUAAUAGGAGCUACUUGUCUAUUUCUUUUUUUAUUUUUGGCUACUUUUUCAAAUAAUAACGAUUAGUAUACUUCUAGAGGAGAUUAUAUAGGCUAAGCUGCAAUAGUAACUAAUGCUAUUACAUAAGCAAUGCAAAUACUAGUUAUUCACUAAUCAAGAGAUGAAACUGUUACAUUUGAUAUGCUUGAUUAAUAUUGCAAUAGAUAAAAGAUGAUUUACUCAAUAUAUGCAAGCCUCCUAUAUGCAGGUGUUUACUUUAUCUUCUUUCUCUACUUUGACUAAGUUGUUUCUAAUGAAUUUGGAUAAAGAAAGCACUGGCUUUUCUGUAUAGGAUGCCGUUUAAGAUAAAGAAAAGCUAAAGACAGUUAAUUACUACAUAACUAAGAUUCAGAUGAGAAUAAAUUUGUUGAGGAAAUUGAUAUUUCUCUUAAAAAAUAAGAAAAUGAAAAUAAAACAAUCAAAAUUGAAGGCUUAAAAAAAGAAUUCAAAACCGAAGGUGUAAUAAAAACAGCUGUUGAUAGGAUUAAUCUUUAAAUCUAUACAAGCCAAGUUUUUUCUUUCUUAGGUCAUAACGGUGCUGGAAAAUCAACAACUAUUUCUAUGCUAACUGGAAUGAUACCUCCCACAGAAGGAACUGCAUUUAUUAAAGGUCUUGAUAUCAGGAAGAAAUAAAGUGAAAUAAGAGAAAUUUUGGGUGUAUGUCCUUAGCACGAUAUUUUGUUUGAUUCUUUGACAGUAAAGGAGCAUCUCUUUCUAUUUGCAGUGAUAAAAGGUAUGCCAUUUUCUGAAAUUUUGAAAGAAGUAUCUAAGAUGAUUAAAGAUGUAGACUUAGUUGAAAAAACUGAUUCUUUAAGUGCUACUUUAUCAGGAGGUUAAAAAAGGAAACUUUCGGUUGCUAUUGCUUUUAUUGGAGAGAGCGAAGUAGUUUUAUUAGAUGAACCAACUAGUGGCAUGGAUGUUUAAGCCCGUAGACAUAUUUGGGACAUGAUAAAAAAUUACAAACAAUAAAAAAUUAUAAUUCUCACUACUCAUUUUAUGGAUGAGGCAGAUUAUUUAGGAGACAGAAUUGGUAUUAUAUCUGAUGGAUAAAUUAAAUGUGUUGGGUCUAGUGUAUUCUUGAAAGAAAAGUUUGGAAACGGCUACAAUUUUACAUUUGUCAAAGAGCUAAAUAAUUCACCAUCUGACCCAAUUAUUAAUUUUAUCAAACAAUUCUUCCCAGAGAGCAAUUUGAUUAGUGACUAUUCUGCUGAGAUAGCCUUUUAAGUGCCUUAUAAAUAUAUACCUUCAUUUGAAUAAAUGUUCAAUGAACUAGAAAAAUAAAAAAAGAACUUGUAAAUUAGAUCUUAUGGUGUAUCAAUCACAACAUUAGAGGAGGUCUUUUUGAAAGUUGCAAGUAUGAAUGAAAAUCAUAUUGUGCAACAAAAUAAAGAACCAAAGAUCUUUUAAGAUUAAGAUUAGCUUGAAUAAUAAAAUUAUAACGAUAUUAGUAAAGAAAAGAUAUAAAAUCAAUUUUAAAUUUUUUUAGUUCAUCUCUAGGCAUUGAUAAAGAAGAGACUUCAUUAUUUCAAAAGAGAUAAAAGAGGUCUUUGUUGUGAGAUUAUACUACCAAUAAUACUUGUUGCUCUUGGAUUGUAUUCAGCUUAUUCAUCUGCAUUUAAUGAAUGGUCUUCACUUUAGCUUGAUCCUGCACUAUUUUUUGAAGAAAAUCCUGAUAUUUAUUAUGGAAGUGCUUAACCUGUUUCGAAUUAUCAAAGUAUCAUAAACAAUUUAUAACCCUAUUCAAGUUGUUCUUACAUUCUUAUAGAUAAUGUGAGUAAUAUUCAAGAAUUCGAUAACUAAUUACUAGCAAGAAAGACCACUGAUGCCAAAUUUGGAUACUAUUUAUAAAACACAAGCGGAAAUCAAAUUAAAUAUACUGCUUUUAUAAACUCUAUUAGCUUGCCUGGAAUUCCAAUAUCAAUUAAUCUUUUAAACAAUGCCAUAAUAAAUUAAAUAACUGGAAAGUAAAUUACAAUCAAAGUGACUAACCAACCUCUUAAAUUAACAUCCAAAAUAAAACAAUAUAUUGGACUCAUUUAAGGUUUUACGAUUGCUUUAUUCUUUUCAAUAGGGAUAUCAUUUAUACCAGCAAGUAUAAUUUCGUUUAUUGUUAGAGAAAGAACUGAACAUAUUAAGCAUUAACAAGUUGUAAGUGGUGUAUCAUUGAAGGCUUAUUGGAUUUCUAACUUUAUUAUUGAUUACAUAAAAUUUUUGAUUCCUACUAUUUCUAGCUUAUUUUUAGCUUAUGCUUUUGAUAUUUAAUCAGUAAUUGGAGAUGGAAAUUUCAUUUACUAUAUACUACUUUUCAUCUUUUAUGGGUUAACUUUAUUGCCAUUUGUUUACUUAUUUUCUUUUGUUCACUCAAAUUAUGGAAAUGCACAGAUCAUUUAGUAUUUUAUUCAUUUCAUCUUCGGAGGAAUAGGCGCUGCUAUAUUUGCUAUCCUUCGUUUCUUUGAUUCAACUCGAUAAGUUUAUUUAAAACUUUCUUGGGUUAUGAGAUUGCAUCCUACAUUUGCGCUUUAUGAUGGAUUUGCAAAUUUAGCUGGUAUAAAAUAUAUCUAACUAAAAGAAAGCUUAAAUUAACUACCUGAUUAAACUAAUUUAGACGUUAUGGGAGGAGAUUUAAUGUAUCUAAUUCUCUUUUUCUUUUUCUAUUCUGUCAUACUGAUUUUCUUGGAGGUUUAUAGAAAUAAAAAGUCUUUUUUUACAAAUAACUUAGAAGAUAAAUAUCCUUACGUUAAGCCUUCAAAUAUUGAUUCAGAUGUUCUAAACGAAAUGAAUGCAAUUUAAAGUGAAAACCCUAAUUAAUAUACAGUUCUAGUUAGAAAUUUGCGUAAAGUAUUUCCUACAAUAGGAGGAUCUUCUACUGAGAAGCCUAAAAUUGCAGUAGAUAAUUUAAAUUUCGGAAUAAAAACUGGUGAUGUGUUUUGUUUUCUAGGUGUCAAUGGUGCAGGUAAAACUACUACUAUGCGCAUGUUGACUGGAGAAGAAGCAAUAGGAAGUGGAGAAGCUUAUAUUUAAGGAUGUAAAAUUCCUGAAUAAAUAUCAUAAGCUUAGUAAUAUAUUGGGUAUUGUCCAUAAUUUGAUGCUUUGUUAGAUAACCUAACAGCUAGAGAACAUUUAGAAUUAUUUGCUGCUAUAAAAUGUAUCCCAUCAAGCCUAAGAGAAUAAGCCAUUAAUGAAAAAUUAGAUGAGUUGAAUCUGAGAAAAUUUGAAAAUGUAGUUGCACGAACUUAUUCUGGAGGAAAUAAAAGAAAACUAAGUGUAGCUAUUGCUAUGCUUGGAAAUCCUCCAAUUGCAUUCUUAGAUGAGCCUUCAACUGGUAUGGAUCCUGGUAAUCGCCGCUUUAUGUGGAAUGUAAUAAGCGAUAUGGCAAGCAAGAAAAAGAAAACAUCUAUAAUUUUGACAACCCACUCAAUGGAAGAAGCAGAGGCAUUAGGAACUAAAGUGGGAAUAGUUAUCGGAGGAAAUUUUAAAUGCAUGGGAAGCAUUUAACACUUAAAGAAUAAAUUUGGAAAGGGGUAUGAGAUAUCAAUUAAAACUGUUUCUGCAAGCCUUAACUAGCUAAAUGAAUUGGUAGGGGAUGCAAAUUAAAAUAUGUUAGUGUAUAAACAUAAUUUGGAAGAGGUCCUCAACUUUAUAGGACAAAGCCAUUUCAAAGAAUAAAUAAAUGAAGGAAAGUUCGCUUCAUCUAUCUACUACUUACUAAACUCAAAGAAUUAAAAUGGAGUUGAACUCUCUUUAAUAGCAGAGUCAAUAUUUAACUAUAACUUGCAAUAAAAAAUUUAAUAAUUUUUUAAAUAAAAAUUUGAAAAUUUUGAGGUGCUUGAAGGACUUAAUUGCUAUCUUAAAUUAAGAGUACAAUCGAAUCAAACUUUAGGAUUUUUAUUUGGAGUAAUGAACAAAUACUAAAACGAGCUUAAAAUAGCUUCUUACACUAUAUGCCAAACUUCUUUAGAACAAAUAUUUAAUGAUAUAGCAAACGAUAGUCUUUCUAAAACCACUGACAACUAAUGUAUAGUGUAAAUGCCUAACAUCUAAGAAAAACCUGUUAUUUAAAAUAAAUAUUAAGGCAUAAUAAACUAAGAUUAGAGUGAAGCUAGUAACAACAAUAGCUGUUAGCCUUUAUAAAUACAAAGCGUUUAAAUAAAACAAAUAAAAAAUUAAAAAUGA
This is a messenger RNA of Tetrahymena thermophila SB210, 5250 nucleotides long. Its product is annotated as ABC transporter family protein. Gene Ontology annotation, molecular function: ATP binding; ABC-type transporter activity; ATP hydrolysis activity. The transcript has 7 exons. NCBI's taxonomy places the organism in Eukaryota, Ciliophora, Oligohymenophorea, Hymenostomatida, Tetrahymenidae. Gene Ontology annotation, cellular component: intracellular membrane-bounded organelle; membrane. Gene Ontology annotation, biological process: lipid transport; transmembrane transport. The record is from RefSeq and is a predicted model, not a curated record.